ACUCAAAAUUCUUUUAUAUUUUGGGUUUACAGCUAAACUUAAAAAAAAAAAAAAAAUCAGACCCUCUCAUAUCUGAUCCGUCUUCCUUCUCGCAGCAAUGCUGGGAGUUUAGCGGCGCCUUUGCUCUGCUCUUUCGCUUACUCUGCUUUCUUUUGAAGCCCUUCUGUGGCGACAAUGGCGUCAGUAACCAAAACCGGUCUGAUGGAGACUCCUCGUAGUAAACCGUCGCCACCUCGUCCACGAGUGAGUAAACUAAAUGCUGCUAAGUCAGAUGGCACUUCCUCUUCCCCAGCGGUGCCAAACACUCGUCUCUCCCUCGACCGUAGUUCUCCUACUCAGACAGUCAACUCAAAGCCUUCUCGGACUUCUAGAGUUCCUACACCCGAUAAAGUGCCAUCACGGUCGGUAAAAGGGUCGGAGCUGCAAGCCCAGCUGACUAAAAUUCAGGAGGAUUUGAAGAAAGCCGAGGAGCAAAUAGCAUUGCUCAAGGAUAGUAAAGCUAAAGCCACAGAUGAUCUUAAAGAAUCAAAUGAGAAACUCAGAGAGGCACUGGCAGCUCAGGAACAAGCCGAGGAGAGUUUCCAGGUGGAGAAACUCCGAGCUGUUGAACUCGAACGUGCAGCGUCGAGGAGCGAGCUUGAGUCUAUUAGGAACCAGCACGCGUCAGAGAUCUCAUCUCUCCUCUCUACCGCAGAAGAACUCGAGAGGGUUAAACACGAACUGACCGAUGCUAAAAGCAAGGCGCUAAGACGUGCCGAGGAAGCCACCAAGAUAUCUGAGAUCCAGGCUGAGAAGGUUGAGAUUCUUUCUUCCGAGUUAGGGCGGUUGAAGGCGUUUCUCAGUUCUAAGGAAGAGAAGGAAGCUAUUGAAGGUAACGAGAUCGCUUCUAAACUGAAGUCUGAAAUUGAAAUGCUGAGAAAGGAGCUUGAUAAGGUUAGUAUCAUUGAGACUAGCAUGAGAGAGAAAGAAGUAUCAAUUGAGAAGCUUAAUAUUUUAGCAGAAGAAUGGAAGAACAAGGUUCAUGAACUUGAAAAGCAAAUUGAAGAAUCAAAUAGAUUGAAGACAGAGUCUGUGGACUCUGUUAUGAAGAAGCUGGCUGAAUGUAAUCAGGUGCUGCAUGAGAUGAGGUCAGACAAUGCUGCACAAAAAGAAAAGAUUGAGGAUCUUGAGAGAACAAUUGAAGUGCAGGGAAAGGAUCUUGAGGAAUCUGGAAAGCAGGUCUGCAUAGCAAAAGAAGAAGCUUCUAAGAUGGAAAAGCUUGUUGAAUCAAUCAAAUCUGAGCUUGAGAUCUCCCAAGAAGAGAAAACUAAAGCCUUGGAGCUUUCAGUAGAGUUGGAGCGAUGUAAGAUGGAAGAAGAGAAGAGCAAGAAAGAUGCAGCGUUGGCUUUGCAGAAAGCAUCUAAUGAAACAAGGGAAGCGCUGAAGGAGGUCGAGUGCCGUGAAGCCCAAGUUGAAAGUUUGAAGGAGACAAAUGAAAAGUAUGAAACAAUGCUCGAGGAAGUAAGGAAAGAGAACGAUAGUCUUAAAAGCGAUCUAGAUAGCAAGUUUGAGAAGUCUAAGGCUGAGUGGGAACAGAAAGAGCUUCAUCUGAUGGAACGUGUGAAGAAAUCAGAAGAAGAAAAUUCGUCUUUGCAUGAAGAAGUAAGCAAGCUGAUGAAUCUGCUCAAAGAAAGUGAAGAAGAAGCCAAUCUCAAGGAAGCUGAGGGGGAGAUAAAGUAUCUACAGGAAACACUUGGAGAAGCAAAAGCAGAAAGCAUGAAACUUAAAGAGAGCUUGUUGGAUAAAGAAGAGGAGUUGGAGAAUGUCUUGGCAGAAAUCAGCAGCCUCAGAGAAUGGGAAAGUUGUGUACUCGAGAAAAUGGAGGAGUUAUCAAAGGUCAAAGAAGCUUUGUCUGAUCAAGGAACCAAGCUGUUGAGUAUUACUCAAGAAUCUGAGGAGCUGAAACGAAAGGAAGCUGCUCAUACGAGGCAGAUAGAGGAUUUGUCAAUGGCGAAUAGAGGUUUGGCUGAUAAUUUAUCCAAAUCGAAGAGAAUUGUUCAAGAUAGUGAAGCUGCUUAUCUUAAGAAGAUUGAGGAGUUAUCAGUGGCGAAUGAGAGCUUGGUAACGGAUCUGCAAAGCAUCACCCAAGAAAGUAAGGAGCUCAGAGAAAGGGAGGCUGCUUAUCUUAAUAAAAUUGAGGAGUUGUCAGCCGCAAAUGAGAGCUCGAUGGAUAAAGAAACAAAACUGCAGUGCAUUGAGCAAGAAGCUGAGGAGCUGAGAGGAAGGGAGUCUGUUCAUUUGAAGAAGAUUGAGGAGUUGUCAAAGGCGAAUAUGAGCUCGGUUGAUAUGAAGAAUAUUAUUCAAGAAAGAGAUGGUCUCAGAGAAAAGGAGGCUGCUUAUCUUAAGAAGAUUGAAGAAUUGUCAACAGCGAAUGAGAGCUUGGCUGAUAGCGUAACCAAUCUUCAGAAAGUUUCUGACGAAAGUAAGGAUCUCAGAGAAAGAGAGAACGUGUUACUUAAGAAGACUGAGGAGUUCUCACAGUUGAGUAAAAGCCUAGUUGAGAAAGAGACCAAAUUGCAGACAGCUAUUCAGGAGAAUGAGGAAUUGAGAGAAAGAGAGUCUGCUUAUCUUAGAAAAACUGAGGACUUGUCAAAACUGCAUGAAGCCUUUACUGAUAAAGAAACCAAACUCCAGGGUUCUAUUCAAGAAAAAGAGGAGCUCAAAGAAAGGGAGACUGCUUAUCUCAAGAAGAUUGAGGAGUUGUCAAAGGUGCAAGAGGAUCUUCUUAAUAAAGAAAAUGAGUUGAAUAGUAUGCUCGUGGAGGUUGAGGAUCUUAGAUCCAAGGACUCUCUAGCCCAAAAGAGGAUAGAAAAGUUAUCAAACUUCAACGAAAGCUUACUCGUGAAAGAGAACGAGUUACAGGCUGUCAUUUGCGAAAACGUGGAGCUGACGUCCAAGGAGGUUUCAUCACUCGAGACAAUAGACGAGUUAUCAGAUCUUAAUCACAGUUUGCUUCUUAAAGAAACGGAGCUGAAGGCUGCGAUGGUUGAAAACGAGAAGCUCAAGGCCGGAGCAGCCUCGUCCCUUGAGAGGAUUGAAGAGUUGACAAAACUCAAACAGAGUUUGCUCGACAAGCAGAACGAGUUCCAUGGUGUUUUACAUGAAAACGAGGAGCUCAAGGCCAAGGAAGCUUCUUCGUUGAUAAAGAUUGAUGAGUUGUUACAUCUUGAGCAGAGCUGGCUUGAUAAAGAAAGCGAGUUUCAAAGAGUCACUGAGGAAAACGAAGAGCUUAAAACGCGUGAUGCUUUAGCAGCAAGGAAGAUAGAGGAGUUGUCGAAGCUGAAAGAGAGUUUACUUGACAAAAGGACAGAGCUAGAGACAGCCAUGCAGGAUAACGAUGAGCUAAAGGGCAGGGAAGCUGCCAGUCUUGAGAAAAUGGAGGAGUUAUCAAAGCUGCUAGAGGAAGCUUCACCUACCAAAGAGAUAUCAGUUCUUGGAAAUAGCAUCGGAAACGAUUAUGACUUGGUUCAGUUUUCUGAAGUAAAUGGUUGUGGGAGUGUGGAUGAAAAGACAGAGACUAAUCUUUUUAAUGACAGAAGCAGAGAUGAAAGUCCCAUGGAAGCCACAGCUCGUAGUGUUGAAGAAGGAAAAAUAGAGAAAGACGGUGUGGAGACUGAGUUCAAGAUGUGGGAGAGCUACAAGAUCGAAAGAAGCGAAGUAUCUGCAGAGAUAGAAACCGAGCUAGACUCUGUGGAAGAGGAAACUGAGUCAAAAACAGAAGGUAGUGAGAACUUGGAUCAGUUCAACAAUGGCUUCUCUUCAACAGACCACUACACAGAAGACUCUGGAAGUCUGCUCUUAAAGGAACAACAUAUGAAGAAGAAGAAACCUCUGCUCCGAAAAUUUGGAAACCUGCUUAAAAAGAAGAGUACAAGCUGCAGCAGCAGCAGCAUCAGUCAGAAGUAGAGGAAGAUGAUCCCUUUGUAAAACUGGACAAUUCUUGGUUUAUAUUUAUUGUUUUCUUAAAAGUUUAACACUAUAGCUCUAAACUUGAUCAAAGUGUUUUGAUGCUUUCACAUGGCUAACAGUUCAAGAUUUAGAUUGUCUGUGACA
Molecule: messenger RNA, 4092 nt
Organism: Raphanus sativus (radish)
Lineage: Eukaryota; Viridiplantae; Streptophyta; Magnoliopsida; Brassicales; Brassicaceae
Product: putative WEB family protein At1g65010, chloroplastic
Exons: 3
Coding region: 175-3945 (1256 amino acids)
Biological process (GO): reciprocal meiotic recombination
Source: RefSeq, a predicted model, not a curated record